CAUCGCUUGGCCCACUCCGAGUGGAAGCUUUACUUUUGCUUCCUCUUCCCCACAGCGACUCCCUUUCCACGCCACUAUAUCGAAUUCCUCGGAUCCGAAGAUUAAGGAAUUGGUCUGCCUGAGGUCAAUUGCAAACAUGGUGUUACGGUGGUAUCAAGCGAAGCUGAAGAGCGCGCCGUUGUUGACGCAGAGUAUUACUACUGCGGUACUCUUCGCAACCGGCGACGUAAUGGCGCAACAAGGCGUCGAAAAGCGCGGUCUCUCCUCGCACAACCUCGCCCGCACAGGCCGCAUGGCCGCCUACGGCGGCGCCGUCUUCGGCCCCGCGGCGACAAAAUGGUACGCCUUCCUCGUCAAGCGCGUCAAUCUCUCUAGCAAGAACGGCACCAUCGCCGCGCGCGUCGCCUGCGACCAGUUCGUCUUCGCGCCCGUCAACAUGGGCAUCUUCCUCAGCACCAUGGCGUACCUCGAGGGCGCCAGCCCCCGCGAGCGCCUGAGCAAGGCGUAUGUGCCCGGCAUGGUGAAUAACUUUCUGCUGUGGCCGUGGGUGCAGGGCGUCAAUUUUAAGUAUGUGCCGUUGGAGCAUCGGGUGCUGGUUGUGAAUUUCGUGGCGCUUGGCUGGAACUGCUACCUUAGCUACCUCAACUCGAGCGGCGGCGCGGAUGCGCAGCCGACGAAGGGCAAGGGGAAGGAAGGCGGCGAGCUGCCACCGUCUUAAGCCCAACCCUUCGCAAUCCUACUCCUACCUCGUGAGCGCUCGAAGGCAACAAAGGGCAGGAUGGAUGGUAAAGCAAUUCGCUGUAUAUACAUACAUGCAUGCGGCGGCGAGGAUGACAUUUCGAGAAGCAUAUAUAUGGGCAUGCGAUACCCUUUCUAGGAGGAACAGGCCGAGCUAGGUCAACAGGUGGUAAUCUCAUCCGGGAUACCUCCAACAUGAAUAUCAAAACGAGCAUUCCACAUCAUAUAUCCACCCCGGCAUGAAGCGAAGUUACGACUUUUUCAUUCAUGGGGAUGGAUGGCAAAGCAGCCGACCAUUAAAGCUAGACCGCAUUCACUGAAAUUCAGAUCCCU
Messenger RNA from Trematosphaeria pertusa, 1071 nucleotides. RefSeq lists its product as uncharacterized. The record is from RefSeq and is a predicted model, not a curated record. Gene Ontology annotation, cellular component: mitochondrion; membrane; cytoplasm. NCBI's taxonomy places the organism in Eukaryota, Fungi, Ascomycota, Dothideomycetes, Pleosporales, Trematosphaeriaceae. The coding region runs from base 137 to 718 and encodes 193 amino acids. The transcript has 4 exons.